Molecule: messenger RNA, 1441 nt
Organism: Bombus huntii
Lineage: Eukaryota; Metazoa; Arthropoda; Insecta; Hymenoptera; Apidae
Gene: tub
Product: protein Tube
Exons: 4
Coding region: 252-1289 (345 amino acids)
Source: RefSeq, a predicted model, not a curated record
AACCUAAAAGUGAAUCUUGAAAAAUAAUUAUUACUUACAUACUAAUGGAUAGUAUGUUUAUUAUAUACUAAUAUUUUUAUUAUUAUUUAUUGUUUAUCCUUAUAUACUAAUGGAUAAUAAGAUCAACAGAGAGAGAGAGAAAUAUACCUUUCUGUCUUUCUCUAUAGUGGUCGUUAGCCAUGUGACCAUAUAUCCGUAAUUAUGUAUGAAAAUUCAAAGAAUUGAGGUUAAAAAAUCGAUUUAUAAGCAUAAUGUCGCAAAGUACAAUUUGCUUCGACACAGAGAUACGAAAAUUAAGGCCUGCGGAAUUAUAUAAACUGGGACAAAUAUUAAGUAUACAGGAUUCAUGGAAAAAGUUAAUGGCAAUUAUACCAAAGGAUAAUGGUUCUAAUCUGCCAAAAUUUAAUGUUGAACAUUUUAGUAUGAUUGAGCAAGCUGCACAGCAAGGAAAUGCAGCAGAAUUAUUUUUAUCAGAGUGGGGGACAAUUGGUAAAAGGAGACCAACAUUGGGUUAUUUAUUAAGCCUUUUAACAAAAGCUCAGUUAUUUAGAGCUGCAGAUUAUGUUGCUGGAGAACUACUAAAUGAGGAACUUCCAAAACGGCCACAAUACGGACCUGCAGCACCUGUAGAUAUCUCUAACGAAAUAAAGAAAUUAUUGGAAGAUAAGGAGGAACUUGAAAAUUUUAAUUUUAAUGAAUCUUUGAUAUUUGAAUUACCUACACAAGUUGAUGACAAUGAAACAGUUAAUCCUAAUGUAAUGAAUGAUGGUUCUUUGGAAAGAAAUAUGCAGUCAACACAAUUGAUUUCUUCAAAAGGGAAACACAACAAAAAGCAAUUAGAAAAUGAUGAAGGAACAUUAAAUGCACAAAUGUCAGAUUUGAUGAAAUUUAGUAGUGAAGAAAACGUACAAGAAUGUAGAAAACAAGAACAAGUACUCAAGCAACAAGAAAUAUCAUCUGGUGAAUUGCCAGUUCUUUUAAAUCAGUUUGGACAAUCUGCAGAACAAAUGAAAUUAUAUCAAGAAGUAUUAUCAAAAGAACUUCCUGUAUUUUUGAAUAAUACAAUUUCGUCAAAUGAAAUUUUAACCAAUUACGAAACAAAGGAUUCAUUACAUUUAUCCAGUAGAAAUAUUGAUGAAAACGAAAUAUCUUCUACCGAAUUACCGCAAUGUAUUGUUGAUCUUCGUUACUCUGAUAGUACAUGCAGUCUCGAAAAUAACACGAAUGUAGUGCAAAAUGCAUUGAGCUCGAAAGAAUUACCAGUUACAGUACUAGAAUAUAAUGAAUAACGCAGGAUUUAAUUGUUUUAGUAACUAUAUACAUAUUUUAUACUUUUUUCAUUUAUGAAACAUCUAACAUUCCAAAAUGAUGAGAAUUAUUUAUAAAUACAUAUUUUUAUAAAAUAUUUGUAAAGAGAAAAUUAAACUGUGAUUUAGGUAAA